This is a messenger RNA of Heterobilharzia americana, 1221 nucleotides long. Lineage: Eukaryota; Metazoa; Platyhelminthes; Trematoda; Strigeidida; Schistosomatidae. The record is from the annotation of a GenBank genome assembly.
AUGGUGUAUUUAGACACCGACUCUGAAAUUAAAGAAUUCACUAGUGUACUAGAUCCGUCCAGUACUGAUGGCAUUUUGGUUGCUGGUGAUGACAAUUUGCUGCAAAAGGCAGUUACAGGUUUACUGUGCCGAGAUGAUUUCAGAACUUCCACUAUAUGGAUGAUGCCUGUUGGGGUUGUACCUUUGGGAAUUUGGAAUGGGUUUAUUAACACCUUUUGUGAACGGAAAGCUGCUCCAAAAUGGUGUUACAAUUCUUUGCAUCCCGUCUUACAGCAAUCCAGUAAACGCCGUAAUAUUUUAGAAGUGAAAGUUAUUUCAGAUGAAAAUCAACAGGUUGAACGAUCAAAGGAGUAUUCUGCAACUACUUACUCAUUGUUAGGCAUUGAGUGGAAUAUUUGGCGAGACAUAGAAUUAGGUGGUGGUUAUGGUGCUAGUGGUAAGCGUGCAAAGCCCAUUGGUACCAAUGAUCAUCGAGGUGUACUCACUACACUUUCUAUUUCAUCACCACGAACUUGGACUCGUAACUUUGGCGCUUUUUAUCGGUCUUCUUGGUAUUGGUUUCGUUCGUCUAACGACACCUCUAUCCCAGUUUAUCAUGCGACAGAAAAUCCUUCUGAAUCGUCUUCAAAUUACCAACUUUUAGUGUCUAGUAAGAAGCCUAAAAGAAGUCGUGUAAAACUGGCUCGUGUAACUUUCAGUCCAUUGUGUAAAGGUUGUUCGAAAUGCUGGAAGAAAAAGUUAAUGAGUUAUAAAGGACCCGAUUUGGAAGAAACAAAGAAAUCAAAAUCUCUUCUGGGUAGAAUGUUUGGAUUUUCCCUAAGAAAUAAUAAUCCAACUGUUGAACAAUUGAAAAGAAAACAAUUAGAAGUUCAAAAACAAAUGGAAGAAAAAAGUAUAAUACAUAAUCCAGAGUGUGAAGAAGAAAGAGAAUUCAAAAUUCAAGAUUCUGCAGGUUUGAAAAUAACACCAGAAGGAGAUCAUAUCCGUCUAGAUGUUUAUCACCGUCCUACCAGCUACUGGGAUCAUAUUCGUCAGUUUCAUUCAUGGUUACUUUCUCAACCCUAUACAUUUAAUUCCGGCAGCCAAACAGUCCUUUGUGAUAAAGUGUGUUUGUUUCCUAUCGAAUCUGAAAAUGAGUUUUAUUGGAUUGAUAAUGAUUAUUUUGAAGCUCGUCCUAUAGAAGUCAGUGUACGUCCUGAAGCUAUCAAUCUUUUUAUGUAA